AUGAGAUUCUCGUUAACCAAAAGGGCAAUCAAAAUCUUCACCCCACGUUCUCAGAGACUCUACUCGUUGACCCAUUCUUCUUCCUUCUCAACCUCAGAUUCCGGUGGAGUUUCCGACGAUCCCGAGCCGGAAUCAUGGAGGAAGACGAGAGGUCUUCUCCGAUGCCCGGCAAAUUUCUCUCCUUUAUCCCCAAUCACCUUCCUAGAGCGAUCCGCCAAGGUUUACAGAGACCAAACCUCUGUUUGGUUUGGUUCCGUCAAACAUACUUGGUUCCAAACCUAUCAACGUUGUCUCCGUCUCGCCUCUUCUCUUACCCACCUCGGAAUCUCUCCCGGCGACGUGGUUGCAGUUUUAGCACCGAAUGUUCCAGCAAUGCUCGAGCUUCAUUUCGCUGUUCCAAUGGCUGGACUGAUCCUCUGCACGCUCAACACUCGACUCGAUCCUUCCACUUUAUCUGUUUUGCUCGAACACUCUGAGUCGAAUAUCCUCUUCGUCGAUCACCAGUUCCUUGAGCUUGCUCAUAAAGCUCUUGAUCGUCUUGCUAAAUCAGACAGAAGUAGAAAAGCUCCAACAAUUGUCUUAAUCUCUCAGUCUAAUGAUGAAGAAGAAGAAGAUGAUAGCUCCUCAAGCAACUCUUUUGAUUACGAUUACGAAACUCUGGUUAAAUCCGGAGACAACGAAUUCGAAGUGAUCAAACCGAGAAGCGAAUGGGAUCCAAUAAGUAUAAACUACACUUCAGGAACAACCUCAAGACCUAAAGGCGUAGUGUAUAGCCACAGAGGAGCUUAUCUCAACUCUCUCGCUACUGUUUUCCUUCACCAAAUGUCUGUCUCUCCUGUCUACUUAUGGACUGUACCGAUGUUUCAUUGCAACGGAUGGUGUCUCAUUUGGGGAGUAGCAGCACAAGGAGGUACAAACAUCUGUCUCAGGAAAGUCUCUCCAAAGCUGAUCUUCAAGAACAUUGCAAUGCACAAUGUGACUCACAUGGGAGGAGCACCAACGGUGCUGAACAUGAUUGUGAACUCUACCGAGACAGAACAUCAUAAACCGCUUCCUCGUAGAGUUGAUGUCAUGACCGGUGGUUCGCCGCCUUUACCGAUGGUCUUAGCUAAGAUGGAGGAGUUAGGAUUCAAUGUGUCUCAUCUUUACGGUUUGACGGAGACAUACGGUCCAGGGACACACUGUGUGUGGAAGCAAGAAUGGGACUCUCUGUGUUUAGAAGAGAGAAGUAAGCUCAAAGCUAGACAAGGAGUGCAGCAUUUGGGUUUGGACGGGCUUGAGGUGAAAGAUCCGGUUACAAUGGAGACUGUGCCUGAAGAUGGUGUGACAAUGGGUGAGGUUAUGUUCAGAGGGAACACAGUGAUGAGUGGAUACUUCAAGGACUUGGAGGCGACGAGGAAGGCUUUCGAGGGAGGUUGGUUCCAUAGCGGUGAUCUCGGUGUGAAGCAUCAGGACGGGUACAUAGAGAUUAAAGAUCGGUUGAAAGAUGUGAUUAUCUCAGGAGGUGAGAACAUAAGCUCGGUGGAAGUUGAGAGAGUCUUGUGUGGUCAUGAGGCGGUUCUUGAAGCUGCGGUUGUGGCACGUCCUGAUGAUCAUUGGGGACAGACGCCUUGCGGGUUUGUGAAGGUUAAAGAUGGGUUUGAUGAGGUUAAACCGGAGGAGGUUAUCGAGUUUUGUAGAGAUCGUUUGCCUCAUUACAUGGCUCCAAAGACUAUUGUGUUUGGGGAGUUGCCUAAAACCUCUACAGGGAAAAUGGCAUCGAAUGACGCUAGGCCAUUGCCGAAAUUUGGGGAGUGGGAUGUGAAUGAUCCGGCGACGGCGGAUGGGUUCACGGUGAUAUUCAGCAAAGCCGGUGAAGAUAAAAAGACGGGAAGGAGCACGACGAAGACGAACUCUCAGAGGAAACAUGACGGUGAUAAACCAACGGUCAAGAAAUGGCUCUGUUUUACUUUUGCUUGA
Microthlaspi erraticum is the source of this 1959-nucleotide messenger RNA. The record is from the annotation of a GenBank genome assembly. Lineage: Eukaryota; Viridiplantae; Streptophyta; Magnoliopsida; Brassicales; Brassicaceae.